This is a messenger RNA of Phanerochaete carnosa HHB-10118-sp, 276 nucleotides long. RefSeq lists its product as uncharacterized. The record is from RefSeq and is a predicted model, not a curated record. The coding region runs from base 75 to 266 and encodes 63 amino acids. The transcript has a single exon. Lineage: Eukaryota; Fungi; Basidiomycota; Agaricomycetes; Polyporales; Phanerochaetaceae.
UCCACAACACAACUGCAGCGUAUGAUCAAACAAUCCCUUCGGCUUUGACUUCAGGUAUUCCACGCUAUCUCUAGAUGCCGGAAACCCCGCUUUCCCCAACCGUCGCACUUCCAGCAAGCCCGGCAUAUCAUGCAACCGGUCCAAUGCUCGGAGGUUGCGUAGCAGACCCACCAAGGGCUGCAGUCGUAUGUGAGGGAGAUAGUUUCAUGCCAGUGACUCCAGACAGGGUAUACGAACAGCAAUACCAACGCGUAUACAGCAUGUAAGUUUAAGGAA